AUGACAGACACGGACUCGCAACCUACGCACGGUGAAGGAUCUUUUACAUCCGUGGCGAGCACUACUUACUCGAUUGCUGUUCGUACUAGCGCUAUUGAAAAUGCUGAAACAGCAGCACUUGUAUUCGUGCAGCUGAUCGACGAGAACGGUAACAAAACGGAUCGAGUGAAAUUGAAAUGUUCUCUGACGCAUCGGAAAAAGUAUCAAAGAGGGCAUUCAGAUCUGUUCCUGUUAGUCGACCAACCGCUUCUAGCACGUCUUAAAAAAAUUGAAAUAAUACAUGUUCCAAAAGAAACCGCCAAUGAAUCUGAAAUUUCCUGGCACUGUCAUUCAAUUAUGGUCCUGGAUCAUGAUAGUUUUUCGCUGUACAGGUUUCCUUGUGGACAAUGGAUUGGAAGUGCUAACGUCAGUGUUGUAAAGUCGACCAAUUCAAUUACGCUAGACGUGGAAGGCGAACCGUACCCGAUUGUUCCCGUGAAUCUAUGGUGA
Molecule: messenger RNA, 489 nt
Organism: Necator americanus (New World hookworm)
Lineage: Eukaryota; Metazoa; Nematoda; Chromadorea; Rhabditida; Ancylostomatidae
Exons: 7
Coding region: 1-489 (162 amino acids)
Molecular function (GO): protein binding
Source: RefSeq, a predicted model, not a curated record